AUGGCGCACGGCAAAGUAACGCCCCACGGCAAAGAGGCCAUAAAGGCGCACGGCAACGACGGCUUUGCCGUGCGGGCCAACCCUUUGCCGUGCGUGUUUGCACGGCACAGAGUGCACGGCAAAGCGGUUGGUGCACGGCGAAGGUCAAUAAGCGCACGGCAAAGCUAUUUGCGCACGACAAAGAACUCUUUGUCGUGCAAAGCACACGGCAAAGCCGCGGCGCACGGCAAAGGGCCUGGCAACCCUAUCCACGCGCUGGCUCGACCGGCCGCUCCACAGCCAUACAAACACAUGCUCCUCUCCCAGCUGCUACCCAGCACGCGCGCCGCCGCCUCGCCCUGCCUCCCGUCGCGCCGCCGCCAACGCCGCCGCCCUUCCCCCCACACGCGUGCCGCCGCCUUGCCCUGCUUCUCCCGUCGCGCCGCCGCCUCGCCCUGCCCCCCACACGCGCGCCGCAGCCGCCUUGCCCUACCUCCCGCCUCCCUCCGCCUCGUCGCGCUGCCCCGGCCGCCUCCGUCCGGUUCCCUCCGCCGCCUCGUCGUCCCCUCCCGCCUCGCGCCGCCUCAUCCUGCUCGUCGGCCCGCGCCGCCGCGCAGAUUGCCCCCCAGCCGGCCCACGCCGCCUCAGCCCUGCUGCCGGCCCUCCUCGCGCAAGCACGGGAGCGCGACCGGCCCGACGCCCCCACACCGCCUUGCCCUGCUGCUGGCCGGCUCCGGCGCCUCCCGCGGCCUCGCCCCUCCAAUGGCGACAGGUGUCUAG
Messenger RNA from Lolium perenne, 759 nucleotides. The record is from RefSeq and is a predicted model, not a curated record. Lineage: Eukaryota; Viridiplantae; Streptophyta; Magnoliopsida; Poales; Poaceae.